UAGUUACGGCGGAGGGUUUUAGUACCAAGUGGACGAAGCGUCGAAGCAAUGAACACUAAAUCCGAUACGAACCGACACGUGCUGACAAUACAGGCGAAGAAAAAGCGUCAUAAGACGGGGAAGAGAAAGGGCAAACAGACGACGGCAGCGGCGGCAGCAGCGGCGGCGGCGGCAAAGACGGCCGCGGCAGCAGCGGCGCAGAACACCGGCCACAACAACUAUCACUCGACCACGGCGUCCAGUGGUGGUGGUGCUUUCGUGGGUGCCGGAGUGCAGCGACAGCCGCCGGGAGCAAACAAUGCGGAAAAUGACUGUCCCGAUGCGGCUGCAAUUUUCGUAGGUGACGGUGAUGGUACGAUGAGUGACAAUCAGGAAACGGAGGCCCUCUGUCCCGAUGUGAUUUGCAUGGAUGACGGCGGUGCUGGUGGCAAGCGGGCACCGGUGGGUAUCGGUGGCAGCCUCUGGUCAACCGAUGCGAACGCCAGCUCAUCGAACGAAACGAUCGAGCAGGACCGCGACGGGGACGGGUACACGAGCGAGGAAGAAGAGCAAGAGUGCCGGGAAGACUACGGUCGCGGGGGCUACCAUCCGGUGAAGCUCGGCGAUCUCUUCCUGCAGCGCUACCACGUCAUUCGCAAGCUCGGCUGGGGACACUUCUCAACGGUCUGGCUGAGUUGGGAUCUGGAAGAGAAGCGGUACGUGGCGCUCAAGAUUGUGAAAUCGGCUCAACACUUUAGUGACACGGCUAAGGACGAGAUACACAUCCUGAAAUCGAUCCUGAACGCCGAUCCCGAGGAUCCGAAACGUGACAAGGUGGUACAGCUGCUGAACGACUUUCGGAUAACAGGCGUCAACGGGACGCACAUCUGCAUGGUGUUCGAAGUGCUGGGUCACAACCUGCUGAAGUUGAUCAUGAAAUCCAACUACCGUGGCAUUCCGCUGGCCAACGUGAAAUCGAUCAUCCGGCAGGUGCUCGAGGGACUGGACUAUCUGCACACGAAGUGCAAAAUUAUUCACACCGACAUCAAGCCCGAGAACGUGCUGGUAUGUGUGAACGAGUGCUACGUGCGUAAGCUGGCGUGCGAAGCGACGGAAAUGCAUGCGAUGGGUUGCAAGCUGCCGAUAUCGCUCAUCUCUGCUGCUCCGCCCCAGCUUCAGGAGCAACCAGUCAGCCAGAACAUGAGCAAGGCGAAGAAGAAGAAACUAAAAAAGAAAGCAAAAAUGCAAACGGAACUGAUCAGACAGCAAAUGGAGCACCUUCAGCUGCUCGAACUGGGACUGGAGAAUGGUGACCGUUCCACUACAAUAACUAGUACUAUAACAACAGGCAGUGCGGCGGCCGAGGGCGACGACUCAACGAAGGCACACGGCGAGGGCGCCACAAUUACUAAGCCCAGCGUUUGCUCUGGGACCGGGUAUGAGAUGACUUCUGAAACGGAACGAUUGUUAGUGAAUGGUGCUGGUGGUGGUGUCGACGGAGGUGGGUCAUCGUCAUCGGGUGAGGAGGAUCGCCAAACGCCAAACGCUUCGACGCUCUCCAGUCCAUCGAUCAGUGAAGCCACAUCCAAUAACAAUGAGGAAGCCUUGGACCGGAAAUCGCCGACGACCGAUGGUGCCGAAAACGAUAAGGAAACCGUCGGUGAUAAUAGUGAUUCGAAAGCGGCCGAAAAGCCUUCAUCUUCAUCUUCCGUCUCUACCGCGAACUCGAAGUUGCACAUUGGAGAAUCAGUACGGAAAAUAUUGUCCUCGGUAAAAGAACCGAAAGAUCCGGCAUUCGAAGUGUGCGAUAUCGACGUCAAGAUAGCCGAUUUGGGAAAUGCGUGUUGGGUGGACAAGCACUUCACCGAAGACAUCCAGACGCGUCAGUAUCGCUCGCUAGAGGUGAUUAUUGGUGCUGGUUACGAUACAUCGGCCGACAUCUGGAGCACAGCGUGUAUGGCUUUUGAACUGGCCACUGGUGACUAUUUGUUCGAACCGUUUUCCGGGAACGAUUACUGUCGUGAUGACGAUCACAUUGCACACAUUAUCGAACUGCUGGGUCCGGUCCCAAAGCGCAUUGCCCUUUCUGGGAAAAAUUCGAGCCAUGCGUUCAACGCUAAGGGUGUGCUGAAAAACAUUUCCGGCUUGAAACCGUGGGGAUUAGUGGACGUGCUGAUUGAGAAGUACGAAUGGCCAGUCGAGGACGCCUUCGAGUUUAGUGACUUUCUCAAGCCGAUGUUGGACUACGACCCGAAGACGCGUGCAACCGCCGCCGAUUGCUUGCAGCAUUCGUGGCUACGGGAAAAGCCCUGAGCCACAUACUGUGCAUCGUACCGGCCGAUACCAUGUUGGUAAGUGGCAAAUAAUUGUGCCCACUCGGUAAAAUAGUACUCUAUCAGAAUGUUAAAUUGCGGAUUACAAAUUGUGCAUAUGUGUCUGUGUGUGUGUGUGUGUGUGUGUGUGUCCGUGUGGAAAUGAGCCCUUCUAGUUGGUGGCGAAAGGAUAUACAUACGAAAACAAAAAGCAAUCUGGCGAAUCGAAAAAUAGUUUCUUUCAAAAUAGCGACUGGUUGUUGGAGCAGAAAAGGUCGUGUGCAGUGAUAAAUGCAACGUGAAGAAUGCACGACGAUUAUUGCUUUGUGAAUCAAUUGUUUUGUUCGAUCGAAGCCCAAGAAGCAGCAUACUCCAGCUAAGCAACUGACAAAAAAGCCAAACGAAGGAGCCUGUGAACGGACAUGGUAGAGUGAUUGAUACAAAAUGUUGUUGAAGUGAACUGACUACUAGCGAGUGUGAAAUACAUAACAAACUAACAAGCCUAUGUGCAGGAAUAGUCAAAUCAUCAGCUUUACAAAAUAGAACAAUACAUGGAAUCUAAUUGACAACAUCAAUGUCUGUGCCACGUGUGCCCUCGUUAGCAAGCUACAAGGAUAUGAACUUUUGGAUCUCGAACUGUGAGGCAGGUGGAUGCAUCGGCAAGGAACGACCUAUGGUAUGCGACGAACAGUGGACGAUUUCGCAAGUACGUUGUUAGCAUCCACAAGUGAGGGAAAUUGUUAAAACAUGUUGAAAAAUAAUAAUAUAAAAUAUAAAAUAAAUAACCAGAACCAGUUAGAGACAUUUUACAAAAAUAAUAGGAAUUAUAAACAAAUCGGUUAUUAGCCUGUACCAUUGUAUAAAGAAUGUUUCAUAAUCAUCAUAAAACGGCAUACAAACACAGGUUAAGAGAGUGAUCGUGGGCACAGAUAAGGUUAAGCAACACGCAAGCCGCUAGAAAAUUUCUACACAAACUGUUUUUCUUUCAUCUAAGCCUACUCUAAAUCUGUAAAAGAAUAAGUUCCCAAAGACCCCAGGAAUGUACGUAAAACGACACCUCCAAAGGAAAUAUAGAGCGUGCCCGGAGCAACAUUUUGUAGAAGCACAAUGCUCGUGAAUAUUUUUUGUUAGUGAUAUGAUGGUGCACUACUUUGGUGAGUUAGUUGAAUGUGAAAUUGCAACAGGAGGGACCCGAAGAAAUCGAUCGAUUUGUCGGAAGUUCACGUGAUCCUCAUGAAGCUCCUAAUGGGACAAACCUUUUGGCAGCGUUUUGUUGUGAACUGGUGAAAGUGAGCUGCCAAAGGGCUGUAGCUUCGAAUGGAUGUUCUAAUUCAUGUCUAAACCUUACCUCACCGUGGUGUGUUCUUGAGCCAGUUUUUCAAAAUGCCAAAAUUGAAAGCUACUGGAACUUUGCUUUAUUACAUGUUGGUAAAAGGAGGCUACCCUUUGGCGUCUUUCGAUGGAUAAUAAUCUUCCAUGUAAACUCAUGCCACAUUCACAACGGCAAGGCGCAUUUGUAACAUAUUCAUCUAAUGUUCUUUCAACUACUUACAAGUACACGCUGUGCUGUCGUCUGGCCGGCUUUUUAUUCCGCGAUCAUCGCAAAACACUCCCUCAUUUCGUUUUGUAAGUAUGGAAUCUAAGAGAGGUAACCACAAUACCCUGUCUCUACUCUACGUCUGAUGCAAAAUAUCAUGUCGCGCAUGCAAUAGAGUCAGUAUGCUCAGCAAUCAUCGUCCUUUCUCUGGAAUCAAACAUUUGUGGCUGCCAAUCUAACAGGGUCUUUUGAUAAAUAAACGUUGUAGAAAAUUUAAAAAAAUGUACGUAAGAGAAAAAGAUCCUGGUAAGGAAUAAAGGGCCAUAAGGAAACCUUCUGUUUUAAGCAUGAUCUCAAUAUGUGCCCUUCCCCUCUUGUUGGUCGCCUUUUCUUUCCCCUUUACUCUGUUAAUUUCUCUCUCUUUUCUGUCACUCUAUUGUUUGAUUUUACGAGAGCAACGGAAAUUGAGUGCAACAAAGUGAUGCAUUCAGGGAACAAUCCGGUCACAGGCUCUUUAUUCGGCGCCACUAAAGUCGGUUGGUCGAAUCUGUGCUAGAGAAAGUCGGAUCAAUAGAAAUUUUAGUUCUGCCCUCCUUAUUAAGAAUGUCCAAGAAAUGUUUCUGUCAUCACCAACUUUAUAUAAAAAAUUAAGUGCAUGAGCUAUGGCAUAAUGACAGCAUGCUGUUAUGUUGCUGAUGGCGGCGUGGAUGGAGGAGGUAGCAAAAAAUAUAUAUAUAUUGCUCCGACUUUCUCUAGCAAAAAUUCGAUCAACCGACUUUCGUCGCUACAGCAACCUGCUAGUCGGGGCGGAGAUAGAAAAACGCCGCCCACGUAAAAUUGGCGAAUGUUUAAACAUCACUACUUUCGUCAUAUACACACACACACACCAGUUCAAGAACUAGAUAAUUUUACAAUCACUCAUAAACUGCUUCCAUCGCCAAGCAGCUUUGUCAGCUGAUCCGAUGUUAACAUCAUCAUCUAUAGCUAAAAUGUUAAAACCAUAAUAGUAUGGGAGCAUCGCAGAAUUUCGCUACUCAGCAGAGAUGAUUGAUUAUUAUCGUACGAGAUAAACUCGAAAGGAAUAAAAUAUUCUUGUUAUUUUGACUAUGUCACUUCUCAGUCCCCAUCUCGACCAUCUUAGUUUGCAAUCAAAUUUACAGCACACUUCACGGUGUUUCCUGAAUGUUGAGUGUUUUUGUAUAUACUGAGAGGCAGGCGCAUGGAUGUAUUUUCACUACAUCUGGUUACAAUUACACUUAUGCCAUGACCGCACGCAACCAUAUGAAACUAACUGUGGGGGUUUUGUAAAAUUAUAUUUUAUUGCUGUGUGUAUAUAAAUACUUUAUUUCCGUUUCUCCCCAAAGCUCCAGAAGGCAGUAGUUCGUAAAAAAUGAUAGACUUUGAAAAAGUAUCAUGUAUGGAAUAUAAAUAUUAUUCUAGAACAAGGGAGCAAACAAUAAUUUUGGUUCCUGUAGAGAACGAAUAGGACACCAUAAAAAAAGUUUGAAAGAAAGCGUAAUGAACACAUAUACAAAAGGCCACAAUUCAGUGUUGCGGAUUGUUGAUAAUAGUUCUGUAAAGUAAUUGUAUUGCUAAUCAAUUAUAUUUAUCGCAUCUCCUAUUCUCGUCUCCUGUAUCGGAAUUUGUUACCAAUUCCGGUUGUGAACAGCUAGAAAAUGCAUCAUUCUUCCCGCCAUCCAACCUGUGGGAGAAUACUGUUUCGUCACCACCCUCUAUUCAUUAUUGAAAAACAUUAAAAUAUUCCUGCUGCUUCCUUUUGAAGAGAACGAACACAAGGAAAACAAAACGAUUCACAAAACGAAGCCAGCCGCAAUGCAAACAAUAAGAAAAUGAUCAUUAUCAUCCCUUAUUGUGUAACUGUGUACGACCAAAAUUGAGGUGAACGCUCGCCUAACAAAAACUUCCAGCUGGUUGGUGGUUUGGUAGCCGACAUACAGAGAAGGAGUCGAUUUAGAAAUAGACCAGCAGACUAACGCGUAUAGAGAGCAAGUAAAAAUAAAUUUACAUCCUCCACUAGAAACACGGAACAAGGGAAAGAACGAGAGUCUGCAUGAGGAAGUGAUACGGACAGAUUACUAAUGUUAUAGGGACGUACUUUUUAUAGUAAAAAAUCUCCCUUCAGUCAGUGUGUGCAAAACUAUAGCAAAAGUUAUGCUGGUAAUUACAAAUAUGUAUCAAAUGAGCCAGGCAAAGCGGCUGUCGCAUGGAAUACGCAAGAGAAGACAUAAUAAACAUUUUCUUGAUUGUUUUCUAUGUUCAACGAGGAUGUAGGAAGCCUCUCACAUGGCUGGAAAGCUGGAGGAGUACGCAUUGUAUGAUUUGUAGACCAACAAUUAUCUAGCAAUGUCGUAAAUAUUUCUAAGGAAGCAUACAUACACAGUCAUUCAGGCGCACACAUACACACACACCCAACUACAAUUGAAAAUCAUGCUAUUAGCACAUGUACACAAUCUAUACAUAUACAACAUGAGCGAAACCACGUGCGUAAGUAAGUAGGAUUACUCUGGAGGCAAUCGAAGUAGAAGUCACGUUAUGGACAAAAAAUGUGCAGGAAGAGAGUGUACGAUGCAGGAAAGAUGUAAGUAAAUCGAAUAAAAGCACAUCCUCUCGGCAGGGAUGGGCUUAGGAUGUAGGCGCCGCACUGCAAGAAAGCGAUCAAAGCGAAUGCAUGGAUCUUAACUACACAAAGCUCCGAAGUGACUCUGAAAGUGACCGGGUCAUAUUGGUUGAUGAGAUGCUCAUACCGAAAAUAAAAUACGAGAAGA
Anopheles bellator is the source of this 6614-nucleotide messenger RNA. It is a transcript of the gene SRPK, whose product is annotated as SRSF protein kinase 3. Bases 49 to 2292 code for a protein of 747 amino acids. Gene Ontology annotation, molecular function: protein kinase activity; ATP binding. NCBI's taxonomy places the organism in Eukaryota, Metazoa, Arthropoda, Insecta, Diptera, Culicidae. Gene Ontology annotation, biological process: regulation of mRNA processing; spliceosomal complex assembly; protein phosphorylation. The record is from RefSeq and is a predicted model, not a curated record. The transcript has 2 exons.